GCCGCGACCUCAACGAGGAACACAAACCAGAGAUCCAAAAGAAUCCGUCGAGGCCACAGAUUGUUCCAGAGUUUUUGUUUUCCUCUUCUCCCCUUCGCGUUAGCGAGCAUGUGUCCCGGAGGCAGAUACGCGGGCCUCGACGUCCCCGCCUGCGCGGCGGCGGGAGACCUGAGGCCGGCGUUCGACGUGCUGGACGCGGACCGCGACGGUCGCAUCAGCCGGGAGGACCUCAAGUCGUUCUACGCCAGCGGCGCGGCCACCAGCGAGCGGUUCGACGACGAGGACAUCGCCGCCAUGAUCGCCGCAGCCGACGUGGACAACGACGGGUUCGUGCAGUACGACGAGUUCGAGCGCCUGCUGGGGCGCGCCGCCGCGGGGGCGGGGUGCCGGCCCGCGAUGGAGGACGUGCUCCGGGUGAUGGACCGCGACGGGGACGGCAAGGUGGGGUUCGACGACCUCAAGGCGUACCUCGGCUGGGCCGGGAUGCCGGCGGCCGACGAGGAGAUCCGCGCCAUGAUACGCGUGGCCGGCGGCGGCGACGGCGAUGGUUGCGUGGGGCUCGAGGAGCUCGCCAUCGUCCUCGGCUGCUCGCCCACAAAUUGGACCGCAUCUUCUCAAACUCUGCAUUGAUGCAUUGAUUGGGAGACUUCAAUUUGUUGGUUGGUGGUGUUGUGGUGAUGUGAUUGUUGAGCGAUUUUCGAGUUUCGAGAAGCGUGAGGGAUGUUUAAUUGGGCGUAACUGCUCCCGAAAAUAGGGGUAUUAAAAACUCCCCGAUGCAGCUUCUUCCAUAGAAAAAAGUUGAAAAGUUUGUAUUGAAGCUGAGCAUCGAUGGUGUGAGUUGGGGGUAGGUUUUAUUUGGAACUAAUGAGAUGUUUCUUUUCUCAAUCCUUUUUUAAGCAAGUUUCUUUUUCAAUCUGAACCGAAAAUUUGUGUAA
This is a messenger RNA of Oryza sativa Japonica Group (Japanese rice), 935 nucleotides long. RefSeq names its product calcium-binding protein CP1. The record is from RefSeq and is a predicted model, not a curated record. Gene Ontology annotation, molecular function: calcium ion binding. NCBI's taxonomy places the organism in Eukaryota, Viridiplantae, Streptophyta, Magnoliopsida, Poales, Poaceae.